AGUGAGAGGUGCCAGCAGGCACUCCCCUGCCUAAGCAGGGAUGACAGCGGGCUGGAAACCACAGCCCUUCACAGAGUGCAGGCACACCCAUGCUCCAACAACGACAAAGUGAACUCUGCUGGGCACUGGCUGGGACAUUAAUAAUUCCUUUUUCCCACACAGCUGCUGGGCUUCAGGAAAUGCAAAAACGCUGGUUAUCUUUAGGACUCCCUCUCGUCGUCUUAAUGCUCCUAGCCAACAGUAUCCCUAGAGAGGCUGUAAAAUUAGAGGGAGAUCAAAGCCUUACUCGAAGGACGUUAGAAUGAAUAACCUUUGUCAGAGAGAGACCACCCAGCACAGGGUGGGGCCAGUUUUCAUCUAGUUUUUCCUGCUCCCCUAUCUCCUACCCGUGCAAAGUAGCAAGCUGGUUAAAUCCUUUUCCAGAGCUCCUAGCCACCCUCCCGCCCGUGAAUCCUCCCCAGGUUUUGCCUCCCUCUUCCCCCACCCUGCCCAUCGCCGAGCGGGUGCCCUUGGACCUGCCGGGUGAAGCGGAGCUAGCGGCCAGCCAGGCUCGCUCACCAUGCGGCUGCCCGUGCCCGCCGUGCUCUGCUGCUCGGCCGCCAGCCUCCUCCUGCUGCUGCUGCGAUGGCGGCGACAAAGGGGGCUCUGGAAGAAGGUGAAGGAGGCUCAGCAGAGACAGGAGCGGAGCUUGGUGAGGAUGGAGAUGGCUACGCGGAGCUUUCGGGAGCAGCAUCCUUCCGUGAACAUGGUCUCCAUCCUCUCUUUGCCUUUGCCGGAACUCUCCAAGAGAAUCCAGGAUGGCUCACUCCCUCCGGAGCAUGUUUUCUAUGCCUAUGUGGGCAAGGCUCUCCAAAUCGCCACAGAAACAAACUGCAUCACAGAGUAUCUGCAGGAGAGCGAGAUCCAGCUGCGGAAAGCAAAGCCAGAGAAGCUGGGGUUGCUCUAUGGGGUGCCUGUCAGCAUCAAAGACUCCAUCGACUGCCAGGAGGCAUUGCAGUCCCCUUUGGAAACCACAUUGUUCUGUAUUCCCAGGGUCAUGAUUCCACAUUGGGAUUUAUAAAAAACCUCAAUAGACCCGCGGCAGAGGACAGCGUGGUGGUGCAGGUGCUCAAGAGGCAGGGGGCAAUUCCCUUUGUCAAAACCAAUGUUCCCCAGUCCCUUGUCAGCUAUGACUGCAGGAACAUACUCUUUGGUCAGACGUUGAACCCUCUGCUCUACACCAGAAGCCCUGGAGGCUCGUCUGGUGGAGAAGGGGCACUUAUAGGAGGAGGUGGGUCCAUCCUGGGCAUUGGGACAGAUGUAGGAGGAAGCCUACGUUUCCCUGCUGCCUUCUGUGGGAUCUGUGCACUCAAACCCACUGGGAACAGACUCAGUAAAAAAGGAGUCAUUGCAGGUGUUGUUGGGCAGAAAGCAGUGGCUGCAGCAGUGGGGCCAAUGGCAAAAGACGUGGACAGCCUGGCGCUGUGCAUGCGGGCACUCCUGUGUGAGGACAUGUUCAGCCUGGACAGCACAGUGCCCCCCCUCCCCUUCAAUGAAGAGGUGUAUUCUGGCACGCAGCCCCUUCGCAUAGGUUACUAUGAAACUGAUUUCUUCACCAUGCCAAGCCCAGCCAUGAGGCGUGCCGUUCGCGAGGUGAAGCAGGUGUUGGAGGAUGCUGGCCACACGCUGGUGCCAUUCGAACUCAUGAAUGUGGACUCCGUAGUCUUUAACUUCUGCCUUAGGGGAAUGUUUUCAGACGGAGGUGUCUCUUUUAUCAGGAACUUCAAAGGGGAGCUGGAUAGAAGUGGCGUUGGGCUGUUAUUCUGGUUGUCGAAGACACCAAACUGGCUAAAAACUGUCCUCUCUUGGACUGUCAAACCCUUUGUGCCUCGGUUGUCAGCUAUCCUAAGAAGUAUGAGAGCAAACACAGUGGAUGAAGUCUGGAGCCUUCAUCAUGAAAUUGAGGAGUUCUGCCACCAGUUCAUCACCCAGUGGAAAAAGCUGAAUCUGGAUGUCAUGCUUUGUCCCAUGCUGGGCCCAGCUCUUGGCAUUGGCUACCCUGAAAAGCUCUCAGUGGCAGUCAGCUAUACCAUGCUCUACAAUGCCUUGGACUUCCCCACCGGCGUGGUCCCAGUCACGUUGGUGACUGACGAGGAUGAGGAGGAGCUGAAGGGCUACCAGGGGUACUUUCGGGACUGGUGGGACCGGACCCUGGCAAAGGCUUUCCGCGGCAGCGUGGGGCUGCCAGUGGCCGUGCAGUGCGUGGCCUUGCCGUGGCAAGAGGAGCUGUGCCUGCGGCUCAUGAAGGAGGUGGAGACCCUUGUCGCGAAGGAAAACGCAAUCAUCUGAGUCCCACACACUCGCCUGUGCAGAACCCCAGGUGGCGUCAGUGUGGGUCACCCUUCGGUGUGGCUCACCUGCAGGACUCGAGUCUCCCUCCGCAGGGACACGGCGGUGCCUGCGCUCGCUGCUGGCUUCAGGGCACAAGGCAAAAGCAAAGCCAGCACCACAGUGGCGAAGCACUUCCAAUCAGUGUCCUAAUACAGUGGGUUUUGAUACUGGAAA
Pogoniulus pusillus (Red-fronted tinkerbird) is the source of this 2544-nucleotide messenger RNA. Its product is annotated as fatty-acid amide hydrolase 1-like. Gene Ontology annotation, biological process: fatty acid catabolic process. The record is from RefSeq and is a predicted model, not a curated record. Gene Ontology annotation, molecular function: amidase activity; fatty acid amide hydrolase activity. NCBI's taxonomy places the organism in Eukaryota, Metazoa, Chordata, Aves, Piciformes, Lybiidae. Bases 625 to 2328 code for a protein of 567 amino acids. The transcript is spliced from 15 exons.